Penaeus monodon (black tiger shrimp) is the source of this 1549-nucleotide messenger RNA. Its product is annotated as histone-lysine N-methyltransferase SUV39H1-like. NCBI's taxonomy places the organism in Eukaryota, Metazoa, Arthropoda, Malacostraca, Decapoda, Penaeidae. The record is from RefSeq and is a predicted model, not a curated record. Gene Ontology annotation, cellular component: nucleus. Gene Ontology annotation, molecular function: histone H3K9 methyltransferase activity; protein binding; zinc ion binding.
AAAUAUACUAAGCUCGUAUCCCGCCCCGUCUUCCCGCCGUUGCCUUGCCGAGAGAGAUCGAAAGUUUUUCCGCAAAAGCUUUUCCUGAUGUUUUUGUGACCAGCGGGAGCGCAGCGAGGGAAUGAUGAGUGAGGCCGAGAAGAGAAGAGUCGCCCCGAGUCCAGGAAAGAAGAGGAACCAGCAGGGAUAUCAAGCUAAAGCGGAGGCCCAAGAAAAACUAGAUGGUUGCUUUAAGGAGAUGCAUGAGGCUUUCUCCAGGACAAAACAGGCCUUUAUAUCAUACAAGUCCAAAAGUUUCUUCUUUCCUGAUCCUGAAUUUAUCAAGAAGUUUACUUACUACCUGAAACAGGUGGAGGGGAACUUACUGGAUAUGGGAAAUGUCUUAAGUGGCUGGGAUAAAAAGAAUUUUGACUUGGAGCCACAAGCAACUGUGAAGACAAGUGCAUCAGGACUAAAGACAGAAAAAGACCAGCCCAGCGAGAGCAUUGGCCAAACACCACAGCACAAUGGCAACACUGUAAAGGAUGAAGCAACGGUCAGCAUUACACCCCCCGCCUCAGAAGCUGGCAAUGAUGAGGACUUGUUGGUUCCUGGUUUCGAAAUGGGCAAACCCUUGCAAAAAUUAGCAGAAUCUUCUAAAGCACAAAUGCCAGAAAAGAAACGACGCCACAGGCAUUUGGAAGGCUCCCAAUCACCAAAGAAUGUUAAACGACCGCGCAGGAGUCUAAUUGAAGAUUACCUUACACUCCCAAACAAGGAUAAGAACCAUGAACAAAAUGGCAAGGAACAGUCUCAGGAGGAGGAAGAAGAAGCAGAAUAUGAAGUUGAGACCAUUGUCAGUUUUAAGAAGAGUGAGGGUCAGUACUUUUACAAUGUAUUAUGGCGAGGCUAUGGUCCGGAAGACAAUACCUGGGAACCUUCAGAGAAUUUGACCAGCUGUGCAGAACUGCUUGUUGAUUUUUACAAGGCAAGAUUUCUACAUAGAGAUAGACUAACAUCAGAAGAAGAGUUCAGCAGCUAUCCACUGCCCAGCGACCCAAGUACAAAGAAUCUACAGCGUGAGGCAAUCCUGGCUAUUGCCUCCGACCCAACUAGGCAGAAUUUGGAGAAAUCACUAAAGGUCUUGUUAUCUCCAAAGCCAGUUGUUCCUAAGAUGGAGAUUAAAAUCAAUGAAUUAGCGGACAAAGUUAUUGCAACUAAAAAGAGGGAGAGAUACGAUAAACUAAUACAGAUGUUAGUGGAGCAUGUAACAUUAAGAGAGGUAGAGACGAAGCGCAAAAAGCAGUUAGCUGAACUACGGAUGUGGGAGCGAAAAAUCAAUUCAGUGUGCAGUGAUCCUGCUAAAUUGACUGUGGAGAAUAAUGUUGACCUCGAACUUCCAGCAAUGAAUUUUAUAUACAUCAAUGAACUAAGAGCUGGACCAGGGGUAACAAUCCCAUCAGAACCAGUGCUUGGCUGUGAGUGUGAGGACUGUUUCAACAAUUGCAAGUCCUGCUGUCCUGACCAGAUGAAUUCCUGGUUUGCCUACAAUAAGUAUGGGAGAUUAAAA